CCUUUAGACCACUUCAAAUUCUAUCUGUAUGUAGAGAGUCUGUUCUGAUGCAACUUACAAGAUAUGGGAUGGCGGGGAAGAAAAUAACAUAAGGCUUCUUAGAUCCUGCACCAGGCUGAAAUGAAGACCUUGUAGACUGAAGAAAGCUGAGUGCACCACGCCUUCACUGCAGAGAAAGGAAGUAUUGGCCUACCCUACCAACUUACAUGCAGACAGCUUUUGGUAGCUUUACAUAUACUGUUGCUACCCUGCAAAGGCACAGCUCUUGCUUCUUUCAAUACACAUGGAGGAAGGCAGCAAAAUAUGUAACCCUGGCUAAUAAGACUGUGGCUUUCCUAUGAAAAGCAAGAGGUAGGCCAAUUAUAAAAGGAUUAUUUUGCAUUUAGCUUCCAAGACUUUACCUCUUGCCCGAACACUGGACACAAAUAGAAACCAAUUUCAACAACCUACAUUUUUCCUACCUGUGCUUUAGCAUUGUUGUUAUUUCUCCUUCUUUGGAAAUUUGUUUCUUUUAAGUUAGAAAUGGGCCCAUGGACUAGAAUGUGGCCCUCAGAUGGGGCUGUUUUCCUGAAAUCAUGGCUCAUAUUUUCCUUGGGGCUCUACAUGCAGGUUUCCAAAACUCUGGCCUGUCCAAAAGUGUGCCGCUGUGACCGAAACUUUGUCUAUUGUAAUGAACGAAGCUUGACCUCAGUGCCUCUUGGGAUACCGGAGGGUGUAACCGUACUCUACCUCCACAAUAACCAAAUUAAUAAUGCUGGAUUCCCUGCAGAGUUGCAUAAUGUCCAGUCUGUGCACACGGUCUACCUAUAUGGCAACCAAUUGGAUGAAUUUCCCAUGAAUCUGCCCAAGAAUGUCAGGGUUCUCCACCUGCAGGAAAACAACAUUCAGACUAUUUCUCGGGCUGCCCUGGCUCAGCUCUUGAAGUUGGAAGAGCUGCAUCUGGAUGACAACUCCAUCUCUACUGUAGGUGUUGAGGAUGGGGCAUUUCGUGAAGCUAUCAGCCUCAAGCUUCUGUUUUUGUCCAAGAAUCAUUUAAGCAGUGUACCAGUAGGCCUUCCAGUGGACUUACAAGAACUACGAGUUGAUGAAAACAGAAUUGCCGUUAUUUCAGACUUGGCUUUCCAGAAUCUUACAAGCUUGGAACGUCUGAUUGUGGAUGGCAAUCUCCUUACCAAUAAAGGCAUUGCUGAGGGCACCUUCAGCCACCUAUCGAAUCUCAAGGAAUUCUCAAUAGUACGGAAUUCACUAACUUACCCUCCCCCUGAUCUUCCAGGUACACAUCUGCUGAGGCUCUACCUGCAGGACAACCAGAUAAACCACAUACCACUUACAGCCUUUUCAAACCUUCACAAGUUGGAGCGGCUUGAUAUUUCUAACAAUUAUCUCCGGAUGCUGGUGAGAGGGGUCUUUGAUAACCUCCACAACCUGAAGCAACUUACUGUGAGGAAUAAUCCCUGGUUAUGUGACUGCAGUAUUAAAUGGGUCACUGAGUGGCUCAAAUUUAUUCCCUCAUCCAUCAAUGUCCGGGGCUUUAUGUGCCAGGGACCAGAACAGGUCCGAGGUAUGGCAGUCAGGGAGCUCAAUAUGAAUAUGUUGUCAUGCCCAACCACCACUCCUGGUCUGCCACUUGUCACCCCAGCUCCUGGUAUAACCUUGCCAACCACACUGGGUCCUACUUCAUCAAUUCCAACCCUGAGUAGCAAAUACACCCCUCUCACACCCGCCACUUCCACGCUCCCCACUGUGCCUACCAGGGAGGACAAAGAAAGGGUGACACCUCCCAUUUCUGAACGGAUUCAACUCUUCAUUCAUUUUGUGAAUGACACUUGUAUUCAAGUUAACUGGAUGUCCUUUUUUACUGUCAUGUCCUACAAACUCACAUGGGUUAAAAUGGGCCACAGUCCAGUAGGGGGCAUUGUUCAGGAACAGAAAGUUAGUGGUGAGAAACAACACUUAAGCCUGGUAAAUCUGGAGCCCAAAUCCACUUAUCGGAUUUGUUUGGUUCCACUGUAUGCUUAUAAUAAUUACUGGGCUGGAGAAGACACUGUCUGUUCAGAAGCCACAACCAAGGGUUCUUAUUUAAACAAUGGCAGCAACACAGCCUCCAGCCAUGAGCAGACAACUUCUCAAAACAUGGGCUCCCCAUUUCUGCUGGCAGGGUUGAUUGGGGGGGCAGUGAUAUUUGUCCUUGUGGUCUUGCUCAGCAUCUUUUGUUGGCAUAUGCACAAAAAGGGACGCUACACCUCUCAGAAGUGGAAAUAUAACCGGGGCCGGCGGAAAGAUGAUUACUGCGAGGCGGGGACCAAGAAGGACAACUCCAUCCUGGAGAUGACGGAAACCAGCUUCCAGAUUGUCUCCUUAAAUAACGAUCAACUCCUUAAAGGAGAUUUCAGACUGCAGCCCAUUUAUACCCCAAAUGGGGGCAUUAACUACACAGACUGCCACAUCCCCAACAACAUGAGAUACUGCAACAGCAACGUCUCAGAAUUGGAGCACUGUCAUACGUGAUAGUGAGGGGAGAGGCAUGUAGAACUGUGACUAAAAACUCUGGAAAAAAAAUAAACCCACACACAAACACAAAAAUUACAUUUGAUAAAUGUUACACAGAUGCGUUUGUGCAUUUGAAUACUCUGUAAUUUAUACGGUGUACUAUAUAAUGGGAUUUAAAAAAAGUGCUAUCUUUUCUAUUUCAAGUUAAUUGCAAAUGGUUUUGUAACUUUUUGCUUUUUAAAUCUUUAAAAAUAUAUUGCUGAAGUACUGUACAGGGUUGUACAAUAAGAACCCAAUGCCAUGGCAAAGGAAAGAAUGACUCAUUCUUCAAACAUUAACCACUUUGCUGUCGAAGCUGUUUAAGGAAUGUGGGUUCCUAGGUAGUCUUGUAGUAAAGGAUAUAAGUGCAUAUUAAAAUAGGGUUGUUAGGGAUUGGCCAAGACAGUUCAGAUAAUAUGAGUAUAACGCUUCAGACCCAAACUCAUAAUGGACUUCUGACGUGCAUGCAAGUUGGAAUAGCUCUGUUCCCCAUCUGUCACUUAAACCUGCCUCUGUAUUUCAUGGUUCCAACAAGGGUUUUUUUGUUUGUUUUUGUUUUGUUUUGUUUUCCUAAAGUACUGUUUUUAUAGGGUUUUCCCUGUCAUUUCUGAAAAUGGAAAAAUGCAAACCCACAGCAGUAAAUCUGAGUGCCCACUAUUCAUAUUAGCAAGAAUUCCUCUGAAAAGAUCCCCAAAAUAUCACAUAGAUUUGCAUUCAUCCAACUGAAAUAUGACACGUGUGGCCAAGUUCAAUGGAAGAUGAGAAUACUUAGUGCUUAUCAGGUUGCCAUGAUACUUAUCAGGUAUCAGGUCACUUUCUCUUGUAAGAGAACAAAUUUGCUCACCUAUCAUGUUUGAAUAAAGCCUGAACUUCUGACAUGCUAAUCCUUGCCUCUAUUGAAAACCAAUGUCCAAAUUCUUUAGGAUUUGUUGUGCUUUGAAACAGCUGAUCCAAAAUCCAUUUAUCUCAAUUAAAAGUCUCCUGGUUUUGAGGGACUUUGGAUCAGGCCCAGGUUGUUUUAAUGACUGGAAAUAAGUUCAGUGUACAGAAAUAAGAGGAAAUAAUAUAGUAACUGAGAAAGAUCAUUCCUCAGACAUGCUAUGAACUGAAUUCAGUUUGGGGGGUGGGGAACAAUUCAAAGUCACAUUUUUUUAGGUGCAUAUACUUGAGCACUAAUUAAGCCUUUGAUUUGUUAAGGAAUUUGAAUGGAAACAAAUCUCCCCCAUGUGUUUCAUUCCCUCUUCUUUUAUCCAGAGCCCUUUUGGAUUAUUUCCAAAAUAAGUAGUACUUGGGCCUAGAUUUUGCUCUCUCAGUUUGUCACUUGGAAUCACUUCUGCAUCUCUAAACUUUACACAUAUUCCAUAGACCAUCAUGCUACAUUAAAAACAUGAUAUUGCUCUGAAAGUCGCAUUGCAUUCCAGCAGCUCCAUUGACUCCUCUGUGUGCCAAGAGCUUUGGAUCUCUUGCCAGUUCAAUGGUGGGAUUUGAUUCUCCAAGGUUUUUUUUUUGUUGUUGUUGUUUUUUUUCCACUUUGGCUCACUUUUUCUCCUGAGCCUAUGGGACAAGCAAAAGUUCAUAACACAGAGGAAGAAGACUAGACAAAUAUAAUAAGGCUCCAUGAAAAAAAAAAAAAACAUGUAGGCUAGUUCUUCAAAGCUUGUCUGAGAGGGAAGGUAAUCAGAGAGAAAGCUUGCUACAGUGACCACACAAGGGACCAAUGGAAAUUGCUAUUAAAUGUGGGCUUGUAAUUUAAACUUGGAAAACUUAGGGUUACACUAAGUUGGCUGCUGAUGUUAGGAGAGAAGUCUGUAAUCCUUUCCUUUGUGCAUAUCAUCAUACCCACCAUCCCUGAGCUGAAGGAGUCUUUGAGUGUACAGUUUCAAAAAUGGUAUGAAAACAUUUCUAUUCUGCAAUGAAGAGAUGAAUCAGAUGCUUGAUGAUAGACAGCAUAGUACAAUCAUUAUAUAAGGAUCUACAUCCUCCCUUCCAACCCCUUUUAUAAUCACCUUUUGGAAUUCCAAUCUAUAUUCUGUAUAUUUGCUAUUUUCUCCAGCUAUAACAGGUAUUUUAGGCAACCUGUGUGGCUACUGUAAUAGUAAAGUCACUAAAAUUUUGCUAAAUAAAAGGCUGCCAUAUGAUUUCAAAUUGUGUAAUUUUAGGUAGAAAUGUCUAUGCAAAGUGUUUUUGCUAUUGUGUGACCCAUUUGCUGAAGAGAACUGAGAGAAGGUUGGUAUUUUUGAUCUGUGUGUUUAAUAUGUUGUAGCUGGCAAGGCCCCACAAGAUAAUCAGUGAGACAUGCGCGCAUGUGCCCACACCUGUGGCAUGCUAUAUACAUAAGAGUUUGUUUAGAUGGAGUCAGUGAAUUCAUUCUGGGCAUGGAUGUAGUAUUUAAUUUCACUACAAUAGCUAGCUGUACAUUCGAUUUGCAAAGCUAUCUCACGUAUUUGACUGUGGCUCCCAACCUCUAGUACAGCAACCAGUACUGAUACUUUAUGAUUUGAUGACUGACGUCAUGAAAGCCAUCACCCUACCUUAAUGACAAUCAUCUGUGCUAGGCUUCAAGACAUCAUAGGUACUAGAUUUAGGUGAGCAAGUCAUACCAAAUGACCUAUUUAGUAAACUUAUCCCUUCUAUUUGUGAAUAAUCUACAAAAAUAAUUUAAAUACUAUACAUAUUCUUCCUAUAUAAAUAUGACUAUCCAUGUAAAUAUGAUUCAAUCCAGGAGUGAACUGUUCAAUUUGGCUAUGUCUAGACUAUUUACUAUUUGAGGCAUAGGAAUAGGUCACCUAAGUCUUAAGCCAUUUCUUAUGCUCUAUGAGUGGAUUAUAGAACCACUUACAAAUAGAGGGAAGGAAAUCAGACUUCAAACAUGGCAAUGUCUGCACUUUUGGUAAAAAAAACAGACAAACUUGUGCAAAUACAUAUUGGCAUGGAAUGUUCUUUGAACUAAUUUUCUAUGAUUGUCCUUGUGCAAAAGAAGACACAUAUUGAAAAGAGGUGAAAACACUGUCUACACCAAUGAUUCUCAACCAGGGUUUCAAAGAUGAUCCUUUUAAGGGGGCCCUGGGGUGCCAUGCAAUAUUAACACCAUUAGGUGAGCAAACAUCCACACAAGAUCCAGAGAUUUCAUUAAUAGUGUCAAACAUUCUGACCUUUUAUGGUCUUUGUGAGUUCUUUGCUACAGAAGAAUUGCUGUAUUAUUUUUCCAGGAUCAAAAAAAUGAGUGAAAGCUUAGAGCUUCUUUUUUUUUGUUUUUUGUUUUUUUAGGGAGGCAGGGAGAAAGGAAAAAAGGGGUGCUUAAGUCUAUAAAAGUUGAAAACCACUGGUCUAUACAAUUCAUAGUUUUGUUCACACAAGUAUUCAGACAGUGUUUUGAAAGUAUAUUAUCCAGCUCUGCUAGCCACCUCCUAACCAAUUUAAUGAACUUUAACCUACAAAAGAAUUUGAGUUGUUUCAAACAAGCUGC
Molecule: messenger RNA, 5995 nt
Organism: Alligator sinensis (Chinese alligator)
Lineage: Eukaryota; Metazoa; Chordata; Crocodylia; Alligatoridae
Gene: FLRT2
Product: fibronectin leucine rich transmembrane protein 2
Exons: 2
Coding region: 523-2508 (661 amino acids)
Molecular function (GO): protein binding
Source: RefSeq, a predicted model, not a curated record